CUGCUGCUGCCGAUGCUAGAUCAGAUAUUCCUCUAUACUACCCCAUAUGGAAUGGAGCCCUGAUUGGCGGAGAAAUCCGCUCCGCCUCUCCAUCCGGGGAAACUCCGCCCUGCCGUCUUUCUUCCCCUCGUCCUUACUUUGUGUGUUGGAGAAAGCAACAAUUAAUCUCUUUCUGCCUCAUCGCAGUGCAAAUGUCGUUCGUGGGCGCUUUCCAUCGGUCGUCCUGGUGCUCUUCUCUUCUCCCUGUCAGAUCCGUCUGAUGAAACUCUACCCGGCAAUUCCUUCCUUUCGUCGAGUCUGGAUCAUCCUAUUUGUGGUCUUGUUUCUAUCCUCAAUGCUACUCCAAGAAUAUCUUCCCUGAUUUGUUCCGUUUUGUCUCUUUGGGUCGUAUUCUUCCUGCUCUAUCUCUCUCCCUAUCUGUAACUGUCAGACUCUGUCUCCCCUUCCUUCUUUUCCUUGAUUUCUCUCUCGACCAAGUAUGAAAACGCGCAGUUCAAUUGUUAUGCGAUGA
Messenger RNA from Aspergillus wentii DTO 134E9, 511 nucleotides. RefSeq lists its product as uncharacterized. The transcript has a single exon. The record is from RefSeq and is a predicted model, not a curated record. The coding region runs from base 47 to 361 and encodes 104 amino acids. Lineage: Eukaryota; Fungi; Ascomycota; Eurotiomycetes; Eurotiales; Aspergillaceae.